Otolemur garnettii (small-eared galago) is the source of this 1177-nucleotide messenger RNA. RefSeq names its product sulfotransferase 1A1. The record is from RefSeq and is a predicted model, not a curated record. Gene Ontology annotation, molecular function: sulfotransferase activity. Lineage: Eukaryota; Metazoa; Chordata; Mammalia; Primates; Galagidae. The transcript is spliced from 8 exons. Gene Ontology annotation, biological process: sulfation. Gene Ontology annotation, cellular component: cytoplasm. The coding region runs from base 173 to 1126 and encodes 317 amino acids.
ACUGCCAAGUCCCAUCUACAGAUCCCUCCCACUUAGGAACUACAAAGGCUUCAGCCUAGAGAGCAGCUCUGCACUAACUACAUCACACCAGCGCUGAACCACAGCACGCAGAGGUGGGCAGAGGUGGGCACGAGGCCAGGUUCCUGAAAGGUCAGGGUUCUGACACAGCAGCAUGGAGCUGGUCCAGGACACUUGCCGCCCGCCACUAAAAUAUGUGAAGGGGGUCCCACUCAUCAAGUACUUUGCAGAGGCACUUGGGCCACUGCAAAGCUUCCAGGCCCUGCCUGAUGACCUGCUGAUCAGCACAUAUCCCAAGUCAGGCACCACUUGGGUGAGCCAGAUACUGGACAUGAUAUACCAGGGUGGCAACCUAGAUAAGUGUCACCGGGCCCCCAUCUACAUCCGGGUGCCCUUCCUUGAGUUCAAAGCCCCAGGGUUUCCCACAGGUUUGGAGACUCUGAAAGAAUCACCAGCCCCACGGCUCAUCAAGACGCACUUGCCCCUGUCCCUGCUCCCCCAGACUCUGUUGGAUCAGAAGACCAAGGUGGUCUACGUCGCCCGAAAUGCAAAGGAUGUGGCUGUCUCUUAUUACCACUUCUACUGCAUGGCCAAAGUGCACCCUGAUCCUGGCACCUGGGACAGCUUCGUGGAGAAAUUCAUGGCUGGGGAAGUUAGCUAUGGGUCCUGGUACCAGCACGUGCGAGAAUGGUGGGAGCUCAGGCACACCCACCCUGUUCUCUACCUCUUCUAUGAAGACAUGAAGGAGAACCCCAAAAGGGAGAUUCAGAAGAUUCUGGAGUUUGUAGGGCACUCCCUGCCAGAAAAGAUCGUGGACCAUAUAGUCCACCACACAUCUUUUGAGGAAAUGAAGAAGAACCCCAUGACUAACUAUACCACUAUCUCCUCUGACAUCAUGGACCACGCUGUUUCCCCUUUCAUGAGGAAAGCCCUCUCCCCACUCCACAAGGCAAGGCUGGGGACUGGAAAACCCUCUUCACGGUGGCCCAGAAUGAGCAAUUUGAUGCUGACUAUGCCCAGAAGAUGGCUGGCUGCGACCUCAGCUUCUGCUCGUAGCUCUGAGUGUUCCGUGGGAAUCACUCCAGAGGAAGUAUGUGAAACAAGCUGACCCAUGAAUAAAAUAUUCUGACCUCAAGAAUAAAAUAUGAUUUGCAUUCAA